This is a messenger RNA of Micropterus dolomieu (smallmouth bass), 3700 nucleotides long. Its product is annotated as signal-induced proliferation-associated 1-like protein 3. Bases 322 to 3477 code for a protein of 1051 amino acids. The transcript has 11 exons. Lineage: Eukaryota; Metazoa; Chordata; Actinopteri; Centrarchiformes; Centrarchidae. Gene Ontology annotation, biological process: regulation of small GTPase mediated signal transduction; activation of GTPase activity; establishment of epithelial cell polarity. The record is from RefSeq and is a predicted model, not a curated record. Gene Ontology annotation, molecular function: protein binding; GTPase activator activity. Gene Ontology annotation, cellular component: Golgi apparatus; cytoplasm; plasma membrane.
AGAGUAAAGUACUGAGCCUUCCCAUUCCUGCAUUGUGACGUCAAACACCUGCUUCUCCUGCAUACUGCACAGCUCAAGGUAAACCAAGAUCUGCAUUCGAUUGAAAACAGACCCAGAGGAAGAGGAGGACAAACUGGUCAUCAAUGGACCAGUGAAGGCUUUCCCACCCUGCCAAGUUAAAAGCGAUGUUUUUGAGAGCUGGAGGCCGUAGCACCGUCAGCAGAGUGUGUGUGGGGCCCCUCCUCUCCCUCUUUCCCAGCACCCCUCCUGACAUGGGAUGCCAGGCCCCUGCCUCCCUGCCCUGAACUCUCUUGGGGUGCCAUGAGCAGCUAUAGAGACAGAGGGGUCACUUGCACCUCCUCAGACCUCCUGGAUGACGGAGGAGGAGUACUGCCCCAGCACAUUACCUUUCAUCACACCUCCAAUGGCCACCCGCCUCCUGGCCCCAAAACACGCAUGCCCAUAAUGGGUGUCCGGGCGCAGAUUGCAAAAUGGCCCCCACGCCGUGCCCAGUCCAGGGAGUCGCUGCUUGAAAAUGGGCAAAUUUGCAACAACCGCCACGGAGAUGACUUCUCCACUUCAGUUUCCUCGUCGGUCUUGUCAUCGGACGUCGGGUUGGUGCGGGGAGGAGUUGCCAGGUUGCCACGAAGACGGUCCAAGGAUGUAGAGUUCAGAGGAGGAGGUUUUGUCGGCGAAAGAAGUUCCCCUUUUAGCCUGAGAGUGUUCCCUCCACUGAGACAGCGCUCGAACAGUGAGGUGACGCUGAGCGAACAGGACGAAAAUGAGGUGGAGGUUCGCGGAGGUGGUGGGAUGGGGAACAUGUUCAGAGAGUAUGGCAGCACCUCCUCCAUCGACGUCCAGGGCAUUCCUGAGCAGAGCUUUUUCGACAUGCUCAGCCAGUUCCACCAAGAGAGGCCUGACCAGCGCAGCGCAGCACCUGUACGCCUCGGGGAGCUGCUGAGCACUCCAGACUCACCACCAAGCGCACCUCUCCCCUCCGCUCCCUCACCUGGUCCCACAGGUGGGGACGACAGAGGGACAGGAAGGAAGGAGGGAACUGAGAGAGUGAGGAAGAAAAGUGGAGGAACGGAGUCGUCACUGGGCACCUCCUCUUUAUUCAGGAAACUUAGAAGCUCUAGUCGCGGUGAGCUGGACGGAGGUAAAGGGGAGAAUAGCGAGGACGGGGGAGGCCGGGGUUCAGGAGACGCCUCCUACAAAUCCUGGGUGUGCCCCAAGAGCUUUGUCCAUUUUGAUGCUCAGAGCAUCCUGUUUGACCUCCACGAGGCUGCGGCUCAGCGGGGCUACGCCGCCCUGAGGAGGAACACAGCCACUGGGGCAUCAGCUGCUUCAGUGUCCUUGUCUGUCUCCAGAUCCUCAGCUCCCAAUGUGAACGACCCAGUUUACUCCAGCAUAGAGGACCUGACCCUGAGCCAUGACCCCGGCUCCAUGACACCCUCCCUGAGCAUGGACCCCUUGGACGGGCCUCCUGGAGCCCACAACUCGAGCCAACUGCUCCUCUGCUGCCCCCACUUUCUCAAUGAGACUGGGGGCCACGGAGAGCGCAACAUUAGCUUCCUCAGCUCGUCAGCAGAGCGAGGAGGAGACGGAGGAGGAGACAGCGCGAAGGGUUGGCUGAGGAGGAGCAACGCCAGUGUUUCAGUGCUGGAGGUGCCUAUUGAACAACAAGUUACAAGACUGGACAGACUGAAACUGUACAGCAUAGAGCACGUCGACCUGGGGGCCAGGUACUUCAGAGACUACUUCCAUGGGAAAGAGCACUCAAACUACUUUGGGACAGAUGAGAAGUUGGGUGCUGUGGCCGUGAGCAUCCGUAGGGAGAAACUGGAAGACACCAAAGACCUGAAAGACCAGUACCAGUACCGCCUCAUCGUCAGAACUAGCGAGCUUGUGACCCUGCGAGGCUCCAUUUUAGAGGAUGCGGUGGCGUCUACGGGGAGGCACGGCACGGUGCGGGGUCUGCCGCUCAAGGAGGUCCUGGAGCAGGUCGUCCCCGAGCUCAACAUCUCCUGUUUGAGACUGGCAUUAAGCACACCCAAAGUCACCGAGCAGCUCCUCAAACUGGACGAACAGGGGUUAAGUCAGAAGCACAAGGUGGGUGUUCUGCUGUGCCGUGCAGGCCAGAGCACAGAGGAGGAGAUGUAUAACAACGAGGAGGCGUCACCCGCCUUCUCUGCCUUCCUGGAGCUGCUGGGGGAGCAGGUGCUUCUCAAAGGAUUCACCAAAUACGCUGCACAGCUCGACACAAAGACGGACUCUACGGGCACCCACUCCCUGUACACCACCUACCAGGGCUACGAGGUCAUGUUCCACGUGUCCACCAUGCUGCCGUACAUGCCCAACAACCCCCAGCAGCUCUUGAGAAAGAGGCACAUAGGGAACGACAUUGUCACCAUAAUCUUUCAGGAGCCAGGAGCGCUGCCCUUCACCCCUCAGAAUAUCCGCUCACACUUCCAGCAUGUCUUUGUCAUUGUCCGUGUGCACAACCCCUGCGCCGAAAGCACCUGUUAUAGUGUUGCUGUGACCAGAAUGAAGGAUGUGCCUCCCUUCGGCCCACCCAUCCCCAGCGGUGUCACCUUCCGCGACCCAGAAACCUUUCGUAACUUCCUUCUAGCCAAAGUUAUCAAUGCAGAAAAUGCAGCGCACAAAUCAGAGAAGUUCCACACCAUGGCGACGCGAACACGGCAAGAGUACCUGCGUGACCUGGCUGAGAACUACGUCAGCAGCACGCCACUCGACUCAGCCGGCAAGCUUAACAACCUCAUCUCCCUCGCGUCGAAAAAACGCGAGCGCACCAAGGCAAGAGAGGGAGCGGAGCUGGGAGCUGCUGGGGCUGUCGCCUGGAGGGUCCAGGCCCAGGACUUCAGCGAAGGAGGGACGGAGCUGCCCUGUGCCUUGGGUUUGUCGGCUGAAUACAUCCUCCUGACAGACUGUUCCACCAAAGAGGUGGUGUUUAACUGUUUCUGUGCGGACGUGAUCGGGUGGACGCCGGAGCGGCUGGCGCUGAAGAUAUUCUACGGCAGAGGAGACCACAUCGCUGUGCGGGUACCAGAGGGCUGCGCGCAAGACAUCAGGGAAAUGGUGCAAAGAUUAAAGUCGUUGACAGUGGGAUGUGAGACGGUGGAUAUGACUCUGAGAAGAAACGGACUGGGACAGCUGGGCUUCCAUGUUCGCCUGGAUGGCACUGUGGCUGAGGUGGAGGAAUACGGCUUUGCCUGGCAGGCAGGGCUGAGACAGGGCAGUCGGCUAGUAGAGAUCUGUAAGGUGGCCGCCGUGACGCUGACUCACGAGCAGAUGAUCGACCUGCUGAGGACGUCGGUGACGGUUAAAGUGGUCAUCAUACCGCCGUACGAAGAGGGGGGGCCUCGCAGGUGUGUGAAAGUCUGCGUGUUGUAUUUCUUUAAAGCUAAAUUAAUGAGUGAUUCAUUUUUAAAUAGUUUUGGUGAAUACAGAUGUUGAGGCAGUAGGUGACAAUAUAGGGGGAGGGCGUCAAGUGCUAGCAGGCAAGGACAAGAGUGAGUGCAGGGACGCUCCUCACUCAAACACAAAAAAGCAUGGGUGAGAUAGUGGCUAGACUCCAAUGUUCUGAGAGGAUUUUGUGUGGGAGUGUGUGAAAAGAGGAAGCGAGCGAACAGAGAGAAAGAACGAUGUGUGGUUCAAGAGGAAAUGGGCGAAAUGAGGU